AUGGUGCUGUGCAAACGUCGAGGAUGUGGCGUUGAUUUUGAGGCUGGUACGGCCAGUGCGGAAGCGACGUGCCGCUAUCACCCUGGUGCACCCGUCUUCCACGAAGGACUGAAGUCCUGGUCUUGUUGCAAAGAUACCAAUAAGCCUGUGAUGGAAUUCGAACAGUUUAUGCAGCUACCUGGCUGUGCUACAGCGACGUCCCACACAACGGAGACACAGCCUCUACCGGAAACGGCCAAGUCAGUCGCUACACCGGCAUCAAAUGCUGCCGACAGUAUGGCUGCAUCGCUGCAAUCGAUCAAGAUCAGCCAGCCAGCUGCCCCACCUAAGCCAACGGAGCCUGCACCGCCUGCGCCUGAGCCUCGCGAUGCCGAUACCGUGACGAGCGUCGCCGCUGGUACGACGUGCCGCCGGCCAGGAUGUGGCUUUGUUGCCGAGUCAGCAAUCACGAACCGUGACCGUGUGUCUGAGAUGUGCAAGUACCACAAAGGCACGCCUAUCUUCCAUGAAGGCUCGAAAGGCUAUUCAUGUUGCAAGCCACGUGUUCUACACUUUGACGACUUCUUGCAAAUCAAGCCAUGCACGCAGGCAGAGCAUGGCCACCUAUUCACUGCGCCGGCACCUACAGAGGGCGAUCGUGUAGAGUGUCGCAUUGACCACUAUGAAACACCAUCCGACGUGCGUGUCACCGUGUACGCCAAAGGAGUGGAUGCGGAACAGAGUGUCAUUGAGAUUCAUGAAAACGAGGUUAUCCUCUCUCUCCUGCUGGGACCAACGCCCAGUGUGCCGCAUACGCGCCGCUUUGUGCGCACGUUGCAGCCCUACGCACCGAUCAAGCCGGAUGCAUCAUCGUAUACACUCGGCAAGAUGAAGCUGGACUUGGUGCUGUCAAAGCAGGACGAAGGCCAGAGCUGGCCGACCCUGGAGCGCGGCGAACCCAUUUACGGUUAUGGCUUGACGUUUGGCCGUCGGUAA
Malassezia pachydermatis is the source of this 975-nucleotide messenger RNA. RefSeq lists its product as hypothetical. The record is from RefSeq and is a predicted model, not a curated record. Bases 1 to 975 code for a protein of 324 amino acids. The transcript is spliced from 2 exons. Lineage: Eukaryota; Fungi; Basidiomycota; Malasseziomycetes; Malasseziales; Malasseziaceae.